Messenger RNA from Manis javanica (Malayan pangolin), 1017 nucleotides. RefSeq names its product chromosome 4 C17orf50 homolog (gene PGBDF). The record is from RefSeq and is a predicted model, not a curated record. Lineage: Eukaryota; Metazoa; Chordata; Mammalia; Pholidota; Manidae.
UUGGACUCCUGCUGGCCCGGUAUAAUUCGUACGCACCGUCCUUCCAGCACCUGCCUUUUGGGGAGUCGGGUUGUAGGCACACUCAGGGUACCCGGGCUCUUCACUGCGGACAGUGGGCCUGCACUAAUCCCCUCCGGCCUCUCCACCCCCGCAGGCGUGAAGACCCCCUUGUGGAAGAAGGAACUGGAGGAGCCCGGGGCCGGGGAGGUGGAGGCAGAGGAGGUGGAGGAAGGGACGGAGGAGGAAGACGAGAGGCCGCAGGAGGAGAGCACCGCAGGGCGCGAGUCGGAGCGGGAGUCGGAGCGCGAUUCGGAGCGCGAUUCGGAGGGCGAGUCGGAGCGCGAGGCGGCGCGCGGCGCGCGGGGCUCGGUGUCUCACGGCCCGCUGCGCCAAGAGUCCAACACCCAGCAGGUGGCGCUGCUACGGCGCGCGGACAGCGGCUUCUGGGCUUGGCUCAGUCCCCUCGUGCUGCUCGGCGGCCUGGCGGCUCUCGCCGACAGGAAGCGGAGCCUCCCGGAGGAGACUUGCGUGUUGGAGACGCGGCGCCGGCCGCAGCGCGGCAGGGGCUGUGCGCGCUGCGAGAUCCUUUUCUGCAAGAAAUGCAAGAACCUGCACAGCCACCGGGCCUACGUGGCGCACUGCAUUCUGGAGCACCCAGAUUUGGAUACUUCUGGCCAGGUGGGCAGAAACAACGCCUAGAGAAAAGAACCCCAGGGGACGCUUCCUGAGAAAACCGCCCCUUCCCCUCAAAUCAUUCAAUAAAGCCUCUGAUCCAAGUGUCAGUGCCUUGAAGUUGGGGUUGCUCCGCAGAAGGGGGGAAGAUCGACCCUCUCACACCUUCCCCUUCUCCAGAGUUCAAGCCAGAGGGAAAAGGGCAGGCCGAGAGGCUCCUUGUUCCACUUCCCCCAGGUUAGGACGGAACAAAGCACUUGCAUCCAGGGGUAGUGAAUGGCCAUUCUCCUCACUGCUCAGAGAACAUGAAGGCCCAGGGCCAGGAAUGCCCCGGGGGAGCCCAGC